This is a messenger RNA of Mercenaria mercenaria, 2550 nucleotides long. RefSeq lists its product as uncharacterized. The transcript is spliced from 2 exons. NCBI's taxonomy places the organism in Eukaryota, Metazoa, Mollusca, Bivalvia, Venerida, Veneridae. Gene Ontology annotation, molecular function: zinc ion binding. The coding region runs from base 195 to 2069 and encodes 624 amino acids. The record is from RefSeq and is a predicted model, not a curated record.
UUUGUCACAAGACUAGUAGACUGUCACAAAUUUUUAUCUCAAACUAAAGAUAACACCAGCUAAUAAAACUGAUAAUAAUUGAUAAAUUUCACUAUUUGAUUAUAAAUUAAAUUGGAUAAAGUGAUGCUUGAUGACAUACGUGAAAUGGAAGUAAUCGUAUUUCAUUAAUUGUUUUGUGUAGAACUCUGUUAACAAUGGCGUCCGACAGUUGUACACUCGAGGGCGGCCAUGACUCUUUAUAUGAGUAUCAGUGUUCGCUGUGUGAAGAAGGCCAGCACGUGGAGGCCACAAAGUUCUGCAAGGAAUGUUUUGUUUACAUGUGUGAUUCAUGUGUACAUACAAAACAUAACAAGUUUCCUUUAAACAAGAGGCACCAAAUGCUUGAGCAAACGCAGUUCUCGACCGUUAAAGCGUCCCCACUCAGGUCGUUUCCAACUAAACGAUGCGCGAAACAUCCCGGUGAACUGAUCAACAUAUACUGCGGUGAACACGAUGUCGUCUGCUGCAUAGUCUGCAAGACGCUGGAACACAGCAAUUGCGCAAAUUCAAAACACUUAUUUGAUGCAGCUAAGGGAAUACACACCAAGAGCAAAGAAUGUCAGAAUAUCAUACAAGAGACGGAAACUUUCAUUUCUAUCGUGGAAAAAGUAAUUAGCGAUGGGAAAUCGGAAAUGACACGAUUCUCUGAAGCUAAAGUGGAAGUUAAAAAUAAGAUUGCAGAUUUCCGUAAACGGGUGGACAUGUAUUUCGACGACCUAGAAGCGAAAUGUCUGGAUGAGCUCCAGAACUUAGAAAGCAAGAUUAUUAGCGACAUAGAGCAAAACGUGAAAUACCUUGAUGUCACAAGAAGAGAGGCGGAAGAUAUUCUACAACAAUUACAAUCAUUCGAGGGAGACAAUGAAUGCGAGCUAUUUGUUCACGUUAAAGAGGGUAAUCGCUUACUGAGUGAUGCAAAGGGAAGUCUCCGAAAGGUAUCUAGAUCAGUUUGCCGAAAAGAAUCGCUUCAUUACGAGAUAGAUCCGAAAAUUGAAGAAUUCCUGAAAUCCUUGGAAACGUUUGGAUCUUUUACUGACAAGCCUGUGACAAUAAUUCGACAUUCUGCAAAGCAUGGAGAGCCUUUGGACACACGAAAAGAUAUGGUUCAACCUCUGCAGUUUGUGUUCGAUUCUUGGUAUACUGAAGGUAACAUGCGUGUUGCACCACGGCCACUACCCAACAAAGUUAAAAUGUGUGUUUUACCAUCGGGUACUACUCUUAUCCACUUUAACAAAUACAUAAGGGCAUUUAAUGCAACAAAUCAGCCUAUUGGCACUAGAAAUAUACCAGAAGAUAUACUCAGUCUCUGUCCGGUUGGAAACAAUGAAGCUGCAGUAUUAUACAGAGAACAAAAUUAUGAAUGUAACCAAUAUAUACAAAAUGUUGGUUUUGUUACUGGCAGGACAGUUCUAGUAAUGCAUAGACAGUUCAGUACUGAAAGUAAUGCUUCUGAAAUGGUCUAUAGUGAAGGAUUGUUGUAUGUCUGCUGCGAAAUGAAAGUUCGUCAAUCCAAUACAAAGGGCCAAAUGUGUGACCGAAUAGCCGGUUAUCAUAUAGCAAUAUAUAACAAAGCUGGACAGUUACAACGUUAUAUUCCACAAUUGCCUUUGUGCUUUACUACUAUACCAGAAUACAUGACAGUCAGUGACAACAGUCGGCUUUUCUUUGCUUUCCAGAACAGUGGCGUUUUAAUCUUUUCAGAUAUAUUUGGAAAUGAAGUAAGUUCAUUUGAUAAAUCUCGAGAUUUCUCAUUGGGCAAUUGCAGCCAGAGACAAGCAAUUUGUGCAGAUGGUACAGGACAGUUCUUCGUUUUAACAAAUAAGAAUGAGGUCCUACGGUUGUCGCUCCAAUACCAGAAGUCGGAGGUAAUCCUGAGUGAAGUAGAUGGGAUAAAAAAUCCGCUGGGAAUAUGUUUUGGCAAAAAUAAGUCUAUGCUAUUGGUACUGUGUUCAGAAUUAUCAAGUACAAUAGAAGACAAGAGACAAAGGUAUACAUAUACCGCUAUUGUACAUUCAUUUAACUUGGCUACUUAGUAGUGUUUUUAAUGCCCUCAGCACUGUGCUGAAAAAAGCACGUCCAAUAGCACCUGCGAGUAAUAAAAUUUAACCAGUAUUUAACAAUAUAUGUUUUAUAUCAUAUAUCGUGUAUCAUUCUUAAAGAUGCACUCGUCCUUAAAUAAUUCAUCAACAAUAGUGUAAUGUCAUUCACAAUAUGUUUAAUGCGCAUGCACCUCUUAUUUCACUGAAAAAAGAAUGAAGUUGUGUAUCAUUUGUAUGUAUUUACAAAAUAUGUUUAGACUUAUCGUUGAUGAAUUGAAAUGAAAUACUCUAAUAUGAAUAUAUCAUUUUCUGUUACACAAUGAUACUACAUGUAUAUAUAAAUUGAAUAGAUGACUAUGAUUUUAUGUGAUGUAUGAGACUUUUAAUUUUAUUUACAGUUCUUUUAAAUGUCUUUGUUGUGUGUGUAUGUGCAAAUUAUAUAUAUAUAUAUAUGUUAUGAAGGUCACUUUUAUAC